AUGAAACACACAAUCAUAUUUGCCGUUGCUAUUUUGAGUAUGGUGGUUCAUCUAAAGGCUACAAGAAGCAUGUUUUACGAUGCUGUGAUAAAAGACAGAAUAAUUAUAAGAUAUUAUUUAGUUUUAACUGAUAACGAAUCUAUAACAAUUUGUGCUCUGAAAUGUUUUUCUGAUACAAACUGUUUAUCAUUUGCUUUCAACGGAUUAAAAAGAGAAUGUUAUCUAUACGAUUCAUAUGUAUUACCAUCAGAAUCAAGUUUAGAUGAUGUUGGGACAACCAUAUUUAAUGAAUCAUCAGAGAAUUCUACAGAUAACCAGAGCACUCAGACACUUUAUGAUGAGGAAGAAAUACCUAAUUAUGAUCUCGACAAUUAUGGGAAAUGA
Lottia gigantea (owl limpet) is the source of this 384-nucleotide messenger RNA. RefSeq lists its product as hypothetical. The coding region runs from base 1 to 384 and encodes 127 amino acids. The transcript has 3 exons. The record is from RefSeq and is a predicted model, not a curated record. NCBI's taxonomy places the organism in Eukaryota, Metazoa, Mollusca, Gastropoda, Lottiidae.